GGAGGAGGCGCGCACUCACACAUACACACACUCACAGUGAGUCUUUUUCUCUUCUGCCCUUUUCCAGCUUCACUUUUUAUCGGAAUGUACACUCGAUAGACUGUAUCUUCUCAUUAUUCCCGGAUAUCCUGAAGGAUUUCUGAUCCGGUUAGGUGAGGAAUGUGGAAAAGGAGGAUGAUGCUGUUUAAAGCGAUUAUCCUGUGCUUACUGUACAUGGCAUCGGUCGGCCAGGCGCUGGACUGUCACAAAAUAGAAGAAUGCCCCAUAGACCUGUACUUCGUUAUCGAUACAUCAGAGACCAUAGCUCUGCAGGAACCUCCACCAGGUAGCCUGGUUGACAGUGUCACAAAUUUCACUAAGAAAUUUGUUGAAAAGCUGGAAGACGUAGAGUACAAGGGCAAGGUGAAGAUUAGUUGGUCUGUGGGUGGACUCCACUUCUCCAUGACCCAACAGAUCAUUAGCAAACUCACCAACAAGGCUGAGUUCGUCAACAAAUUAAAGCAGGUCCGCUACUUAGGCAAGGGCACCUACAUCGAUUGCGCCAUCAAGAAAAUGACUGAGGAGAUUACGAGCAAAAGUAUUGAUACUACCAGCCAGAACAAGACACAGCGCUUUGCAGUCAUCAUCACAGACGGCCAUGUGACUGGGAGCCCCUGUGAAGGCAUCAAGGUGGCAGCAGAGCAGGCUCGGGACAAAGGCAUUAAGAUAUUUUCCAUCGCAUCAUCCAACAGCCUGGAGGAAAUAGGCCUUAGAGAAAUUGCUAAUUCUCCUGUUGGGGUUUACCGCAGCAACUACAUGGCCGUCGAUCUCUCCAAAGGACGACCUGAAAUUUUAACAGACCAUAUUGACCGCAUUUACAACACCAUGCUACAUCAAGCUUAUCAAGAGUGCUACAGUGUGAAAUGCCUGCACACACCUGGACCUCCAGGUCCAGUUGGUCCCAGGGGACAGAAAGGUGCCAAAGGAGACAGCGGAUCUACGGGUCUCAAAGGUGAAAGAGGUCACCCUGGUGAUCCUGGUAUUGAAGGUCCUAUUGGUUACCCUGGAUCAAAAGGAGACCGUGGUUCCAAAGGUGAAAAGGGAGAACUUGGCUCACAAGGAAGGAAGGGAGUUGCAGGGGUGCCAGGACGCAAUGGCACUGAUGGUCAGAAGGGCAAAAUUGGCCGCAUUGGGGCUCCUGGUUGUAAAGGUGAACCAGGUGACAAGGGUCCUAAUGGUUAUCCUGGAGAUGCAGGAGACAGUGGUCCAAAGGGAGCUUCUGGAGAGAAGGGAGAUCCAGGUCGGCCUGGGAGAACAGGGCCACCUGGCCUACCAGGAGAUCCUGGACCCAAGGGUGAGAGAGGUAGUCCAGGCACGCCAGGAAUCCCUGGGCAGAAGGGCCCUAAAGGGACAGCUGGAGGCCCUGGCCCUAAAGGUGACCCUGGAAGAAGAGGAGACUAUGGACCAAAGGGAGCUCAAGGACCAGAUGGGGCAGCUGGAGAAAAGGGUGAACCAGGUCCUGAAGGUCCAAGAGGGUCUCCAGGUGAUGUUGGCAAUAAAGGAACCAAGGGAGAUCCAGGACUUCCAGGACCAAGAGGUCCACCAGGACUAACAGGAGAGCCAGGAAGAAAUGGGAGCCGCGGUGACCCUGGUGAUGCUGGCCCAAGAGGCGAACCAGGACCCCCAGGACCAAUCGGUGACAGUGGCAGACAAGGAUUCAGCUACCCUGGACCAAGAGGACCAACGGGUGACCUAGGAGAUAAAGGUAGACCUGGAACUCGGGGAAGCAGAGGAGACUGCGGUCCAAAGGGAGCGCCAGGACAGAAAGGAGUACCAGGAGAGCCCGGAGAGACUGGAUCUCACGGUGAGCCUGGACCAAGGGGGCCUCCAGGAGACCCAGGUCGAGAUGGGGAUCGUGGUCCAGAGGGAGACCCAGGCCUUACAGAUUGUGAUGUCAUGAGCUAUAUCAGAGAGACCUGUGGGUGUUGUGAUUGUGAGAAGAGAUGUGGAGCACUGGAUAUUGUAUUUGUGAUUGACAGCUCUGAGAGUGUGGGACUAACAAACUUCACCCUGGAGAAGAACUUUGUAAUCAGCACCAUCAACAGAUUGGGCUCAAUAGCUAAGGACCCUGACUCAGAGAUAGGAACACGUGUUGGUGUGGUCCAGUACAGUCACAGCGGUACGUUCCAGGCCAUCCAGCUAAACGACUCCAAGAUCGAUUCCCUUUCUGCUUUCAAAGAUGCUGUGAAGAAUCUGGAGUGGAUUGCUGGUGGCACAUGGACUCCAUCUGCCCUGAAAUUUGCCUAUGACAACCUGAUUCGUGAUAGUCGACGUUCCAAGGCUAACGUGACUGUGGUGGUGAUCACAGAUGGUCGCUUUGAUCCCCGGGAUCAAGACUCACUGCUAAGUUACCUCUGCACGAAUAAGAGCAUUGAUGUAAAUGCCAUUGGUGUUGGAGACAUGUUUGAAAAGGAAGAGGAAUCUGAGAGUUUGAAGUCUAUUGCCUGUGACAAGCAAGACAGGGUGAUGGGCAUGAAGCGGUUUGCUGACCUGGUGGCCGAAGAAUUCAUUGACAGGAUUGAGACUGUUCUCUGUCCAAACCCGGUGAUUGUCUGCCCUGACCUUCCAUGCAAAUCUGAGCCAGCAGUGGCCAGUUGUGUUCAGCGCCCUGUUGAUCUUGUGUUCUUGCUGGAUGGUUCUGAACGCAUGGGAUCGGAUAACUUUCAGAGCGUCCGUACGUUUGUGGAGAACGUGGCUCACCGCCUGACCUUGGCUCAGAAUGCCAGGGACAAAAAUAACGCCCGUCUGGCUCUAGUACAGUAUGGCGGUGAAAACCGUCAGGAUGUGGUCUUCAGACUUACACACAAUUUCACCGUCAUCUCUGAUGGCCUUGCGAAAAUGCAGUACAUGGAUGCGUCUUCCAACGUGGGCGAUGCCAUUAUCUAUGCCAUUAACAACAUCAUGCAGAGUGGAAACACCCGCUUGGCUCGUAGCAACGCUGAAAUCUCCUUUGUCUUUAUCACUGAUGGAAUCACCGAAAAGAAGAAUCUAGAAGAAGGCAUAAGCUCCAUGCGCCGGGCAGAGGGUGUACCCACUGUGAUCGCCCUGGGCAGAGAUGAAGCUCUUGACAAGGAAGUGCUGACAAAGCUCGCUCUUGGAGACCAGACAGCUAUUUUCAGAGGAAAAGAUUACUCUCAGCUGUCCAAACCCAGCUUCUUUGAACGUUUCAUUCGGUGGGUCUGCUGAGGGAGAUGGGGUGUCUUAAGUUCAUACUAAUGUAAGGGGGGAAUUGGUGUAUUAUUGGAGUUAGCUUGGUCAUUAGGGUCAUUAUCUGAAUUUGCAGUAUGUAUCUUUCAUGUAUGGUCUUAAAUUAGAUUUUAUAAAACCGACUGACUCUUCAGGUUCAAUAGAAAAAAAAUAUCUGUGGGUUACACCCUCAUUAUCAUGCUCACUCCAUAUUGUACCAAUGGAUUUGGGAGAAGGUACAACAAGAUACUAUACUCAAGUUAAAUGACCAACACUUUAAAAAAUUUACUGACUGAUUUCUUUUGGUACAUUUCUGUAUUUUUUAACCGAGUUACCUGUAUUGUUUUUUUAUACACACUAAGGUGCUAAACUAGAGCAAGACUGGAGUUUUACCUGUAUAUGACAUUUCCAUGAGAUGGUACAUAUCAGCAGAAACCAUUCAGGGUUUAAUGAAGCCUGAUUUUAUCUCAGUGUCAAUCCUAGUCAGGUUUAAUGUCAGGCUUCAUGAUUCAAAUAAAUAAAUAAAUAAAGUCCCAAGUUUAUCAUCAUGGUUUUACUUAAUUAACACAGGGAACCAGUCACACAACAGCUUCUUCUAUGAAUCACAGACAAACAAAAAAAAAAAAUCAGUAAUUAAUCAGAGUUCACUUCUGCUUGGAUACAUGCUUAAGAGUUGGCAAUGCGUUUCAAGUUAAACUUUCAUAUUAAAUGAUUAUUAAAAGGUAUGUUUAUGUACUUAGUUAUAAACAACAGAAUGAGCACAACUGAUAAGUUGUUUUCUUAUACACUCUAAUUAGAUGUAGUCACAAAAUUUUCUAAUUCCAUGAAGCUGAAAUCAGUAUUUUCAAAUGGAUGAAAUCCAUUACUUUUUGUCAACUUCAUUGUUAGUACAAUAAAUCGGGUUGUGGUCAAUUGAAUUUAUGUCACCGUGUUUGUUUUUAUUAUUAACAUACACAACAUAAGAUGAUGAACUGUUCACCAAGUCAUGUUUUUGAGAAACAGCAUAAAUUUGCACUGUUAAACCGGAUUCGUUCAUUCCACUCAAAAAAUUUGAGGAAACUAAUUACCUCAAAAUUUUUAAGUUGAUAAAUCAAUUUCUUUAAGCCAAAUACACUUAAAUAUAACAAAAAAUGUAACUGAAACUUGUUAUAGUUAAAUGUCUUUGGCUUAAAGAAAUUGAUUUAUCAACUUAAUAAUUGAGGUAAUUAGUUUCCUCAAAUUUUUUGCGUGUGUGUGGGGGGCACUUUAUUCUGCAUGAUUGUUGAGAUCACACACAAUCACACACACAAAGAACCCAAUUUACAGUCUUAGCUUACAACAUAUUGAAUUUCAUGCUGAAUUUAUUACUGCCGAGCUGCUCCUGUUGUUUUUUAUAUUUCACGAAAAAUUGGGUUUGUCUCUUAGUCUAGAAACUGCUACUUACUUACUACCAUACUAAACUAUAUACAGUAUGUACACAUGGUAUGUUACCACAUGGUAUGAAAGCAUCAAAAGUUGUCAAGCACCCAUAAAAAACAAAUAAAAUCUCCUGUUUCACAGUAA
Messenger RNA from Ictalurus punctatus (channel catfish), 4767 nucleotides. RefSeq names its product collagen, type VI, alpha 2 (gene col6a2). Lineage: Eukaryota; Metazoa; Chordata; Actinopteri; Siluriformes; Ictaluridae. The transcript is spliced from 28 exons. The coding region runs from base 160 to 3225 and encodes 1021 amino acids. The record is from RefSeq and is a predicted model, not a curated record.